AUGUCCUUGGUGAUCUCUGGGAUGAAAUCUAUAAUGGACAGAAAUGAGGACUUUACAUUUCUUAAAAGCAUGAUCAUGGAAAGGAGAUUCCAUCUACUGGUCAAGAUCCAUGCGAGGUUGAGGCGGUUUGGAUCAAGGAAUCCUGUCCCGGUCCGGGAUAAUGCAAAGAGUCUGGCCUGUAAUUUGGCUGAGGAGCUGUGGACUCAAGUGGCUAGUGCUGAAUGUUCAGAGUUGAUCAGCCUGCUCUCCGACCCGCACAUCAAGGGCCUUCUCUCUGUUCACGACAUAGUAGCACAGAAAGGUUAUGACCCCGAGCUGCCACCCCUACCUGAUAACAUCGAAGAAGAGGAUGAGGACUCUGUGAAGAUUAUAAGCCUGUUCAAAAGCCAGGAGCCACUGGGGGCCACCAUAAAGAGAGAUGAAUCCACUGGAGCUAUAGUUGUCGCAAGGAUCAUGAGAGGGGGUGCUGCAGACAGAAGUGGUCUGAUUCAUGUGGGCGAUGAGCUAAGGGAAGUCAAUGGAGUCCAAAUGGAGGAUAAGACACCGGAGGAAAUCAUUCCUAUUAUGGCUCAAUCGCAGGGAGAGGUGACUUUUAAAGUGAUACCGGUACCUGGCAUCAAGGAAGAGCUGUCAGCCAAUGAGACUAUGUUAUUUGUACGGUCGCUCUUUGACUACAAUCCCGAGGAGGACCCUGCCAUCCCCUGCAGACAGGCAGGGCUGGGCUUCAAGAGGGGGGACAUCCUUCAGAUCGUUAACCAGGAGGACGUCACCUGGUGGCAAGCCUGUCGUCAUGGUGACAGCAACUCCCGAGCAGGACUCAUCCCCUCCAGGCAACUUCAGGAGAGGAGAGUCGCUCUCCAGCGGCCCAAAGCCUUAUUUAAACCUCAGAGAGUCCCAAACAAAGAGACAGAAAAGGAGGAAGUGGUGGAGGAUGCAGACUAUGGAGCUAUUACUGGAAUCCACAUCGCUGGUCUGAGAAGGAGUUUCCGGCUGGGCAGGAGGGGCGGUAGGAGUGGGAGUGUUGAGUCUAAAAGGAAGAGCCAGGAGAUGGGAGGAGCCACACAGACACCCACCUACCUGGAGGUGGCACCGUACUGCAGGGACCCCAAAGAGGGACGUCGGCUGGUCCUGCUAGUUGGUCCCAGUGGAGUUGGGCUGAGUGAGAUGAAGAGGAGACUCCUGCUUUCUGACCCUGACCACUAUGGUGUCACUGUUCCACACACCACCAGAGAGAAGAGGAAGCAGGAGAAAGAUGGGGUAGAGUACCACUUUGUCUCAAGGCAGACGUUUGAAAUGGACAUCGUCAACCACAAGUUUUUAGAGUAUGGGGAGCACAGAGGGAACUACUACGGGACCAGUCUGGAGUCAGUGCACAAGGUCAUAGGGGAGGACAAGGUGUGCCUACUGGAUGUGCAGCCUAAUACUGUACAGCGCUUACACACAACCGAGUUCAAACCAUGUGUUGUUUUUGUGAAGCCACCAUCGAUUCAGGAGCUACGUUUUAGCCGGAGGAAAGCUACAUUAAUUUCCACCCAAGAUAUGACGAAACUGACAAAGACAUUUUCGGAAGAGGACUUUGAAGAUAUGAUUACCUCAGCAGAAGCCAUGGAUAGCCAGUACGGCCACCUGUUUGAGAUGGUCAUCGUCAAUGGCGAUUUCGCCAUGGCAUUCAACAAACUGAGGGCUGAGCUGGAAAAGCUUGAGACGGAGGCGCCUCAGUGGAUUCCUGUGGAGUGGACCAGUCACACCAAACAGAACACAGAGAGCGUGUGCUGA
This is a messenger RNA of Oncorhynchus masou masou (cherry salmon), 1776 nucleotides long. Its product is annotated as MAGUK p55 subfamily member 7-like. The transcript has 17 exons. The coding region runs from base 1 to 1776 and encodes 591 amino acids. The record is from RefSeq and is a predicted model, not a curated record. Gene Ontology annotation, molecular function: protein binding. Gene Ontology annotation, cellular component: cell-cell junction; plasma membrane. Lineage: Eukaryota; Metazoa; Chordata; Actinopteri; Salmoniformes; Salmonidae. Gene Ontology annotation, biological process: protein localization to adherens junction.